Molecule: messenger RNA, 2167 nt
Organism: Cercospora beticola
Lineage: Eukaryota; Fungi; Ascomycota; Dothideomycetes; Mycosphaerellales; Mycosphaerellaceae
Product: ATP-binding protein
Biological process (GO): extraction of mislocalized protein from mitochondrial outer membrane
Cellular component (GO): mitochondrial outer membrane
Molecular function (GO): ATP binding; ATP hydrolysis activity
Source: RefSeq, a predicted model, not a curated record
UGACGACAAAUUGUGGCGUCGGCAUGCUGUGGCUGGCGACUCCGACAAGCCGACGAGCACGCUUCAUGAAGGCAGCAUGUGAAAGUCGACGCCUACGAACAUCUCACAGGCGCCCAUCGCCUCCACGUCCACAUCAUGGCCAUCAAGCAGCAGAGCUGGACGGCAUACGCCUUCGAUUUUCUUCCUAUGAUUGCUGCGCCCGUUGUCGCCUUCUUCCUCGCCCGACAGAUUAUCGCCCACUUCGACCCUGAUGCGAAAGCCAAGAAGGAAGCACAGCAAAAAUCAGCAGCAGUAGAAUCCCGGCUUCAUUCUAUCUUCAACACUCACGAGACCUACGACGACGAGCACGAUGACGAAGACUCCGGCUUCGUCGAGCGACCGAGGAAGCAAGAGCUUGCACUGAACACAUACGAGCAGACUAUCGCUUCCGAAGUAGUCGCGCCGACCGAAAUACCUGUUACAUUCGACGAUAUAGGUGGCUUGGACCAGAUCAUAGAAGAGCUGCGCGAAGGCGUGAUAUAUCCGCUCACCAUGCCUCACUUGUAUUCGAACCACUCCAGUCUUCUUACUGCCCCCUCUGGUGUAUUACUUUAUGGACCUCCUGGAUGCGGAAAGACAAUGUUGGCAAAGGCUUUGGCACGUGAAAGCGGCGCAUGCUUUAUUAAUUUGCAUAUUUCAACCUUGACGGAGAAAUGGUACGGUGACAGCAACAAAUUGGUGGCGGCGGUCUUUUCGCUUGCUAGGAAACUGCAACCCUCUAUCGUAUUCAUUGACGAGAUCGAUGCUGUGCUCGGACAAAGGAGGAGCGGCGAACACGAGGCAAGCGGAAUGGUGAAGGCUGAGUUUAUGACACACUGGGAUGGUCUUGCUUCGUCAACGACAGAAGGGGGAAGCCAAAGGAUUUGCAUUCUCGGAGCAACGAAUAGGAUCCAGGAUAUCGACGAGGCCAUCUUGCGACGUAUGCCGAAGAAGUUCCCGGUCAGUCUGCCGAAUGCUGCGCAAAGGAGACAGAUAUUCGAGUUGACGUUACGCGACACCAAGAUCGACCGAAGGAAGUUCCAAAAUGGUGCAGCUGCAUUUGAUCUGGAUGUGCUCGUGCGCGUAAGUGCUGGCAUGAGUGGGUCCGGCAUCAAGGAGGCGUGCAGAGAUGCCGCCAUGGUACCCAUCCGAGAAUACAUCAAGGAGCAACGACGAAGCGGACAGACCAUGAAUAAGCGGAUUAGGCCUGAUGCGGUUCGAGGUUUGCAGACAGAUGAUUUCUUUGGACGAAGAGGCGGUGCUCCUCAAAUGCAAAUACAGGAAUCCGACGAUGAUCGCGCAGGCGAUAACAGCGACAGCACGGAGGAGGUAGAAGAGUUCGACGACACUGAGGAGGUCGUGCGUCGCUGAUUUCGAUACCCCAAUGUUAGCGUUCUCUGCUCCUAUUCCCAUUAGCGCACAGAGCUAGUGCACCGGCGCGAACAUAGACAAGUGUUACAGGCUUGAUAAUCGCACCAUAUCUCCUUCGUAUUGGCCUGAAAGAUCUAUUAGCGUGCAGGGAUCGGAUGAAGCAGAGAGGAUCUGGAGCGUCUGCUAGGCCUCCGAUGGUUUCGUGAGCGAUCUCACCAAUCUCUCGGGGAUUCGUGAGCCGCGGACGUCGCAAAUAUCGGGAGCACAGGACGACAGUCAUUUCAUGCCUCGGAAAAUACAGGCUUCAUACUACAGCAACUGUCCAACACUAAAUGUCCGGCUUAUAUCCGCACACGACGGCCAUACACGAGUGAAUGAAUCGGAUACUGAAUACUACCCACAAUGCCGUCGAGCAGUGUUCUGAACAGGAUCGGAUCCGUAAUCCAAUGAUCCUGUUCGCGGUGUACCCGGUCAGUGCCGCCAGCUAUAGGAGGGGUUGACCGCCGUCACAGCUACGACUUCGAAUCUUUAGGUUAUGUGAAAGCCUUGGACAAGAUCAGGCUCAAUUCUUGCAUCAAUGGAAACAUUUUGGCAGAUUUGAUAUAAUCAUGCACAUUUGAUUGCAACACAUGCCAUUUGCAGCCACAAACAUGAAUUUGCUUCAAAAUUCUGCAGAACUUAGAUCCUUACCAUUCGAACUCGUCGUAGCGUCGGCAUCAGUCCCCUUUGAAGUGCCAUCUUUAUUCCAAUACUCAUCUUCAAGAAUCUCCACCUGCCC